This is a messenger RNA of Hevea brasiliensis (rubber tree), 1300 nucleotides long. RefSeq names its product telomere repeat-binding factor 4. Gene Ontology annotation, molecular function: double-stranded telomeric DNA binding. The record is from RefSeq and is a predicted model, not a curated record. Gene Ontology annotation, biological process: nucleosome assembly. Gene Ontology annotation, cellular component: nucleosome. The coding region runs from base 106 to 951 and encodes 281 amino acids. The transcript is spliced from 6 exons. NCBI's taxonomy places the organism in Eukaryota, Viridiplantae, Streptophyta, Magnoliopsida, Malpighiales, Euphorbiaceae.
AGGGCUGACACAUUAAACGGUUUCCGUUGGGUGGCAGAGAGUGAAGAAAGUUGCCAUGUACAAACCUCGCUGAUAGGUCGGAAAGAUUGAAGGUUGCAGAGAGGGAUGGGAAAUCGGAAACAGAAAUGGACUUCGGAGGAAGAAGAAGCGCUAAGAGCAGGAGUAGCCAAACACGGCACUGGCAAGUGGAAAAACAUUCAGCAAGAUCCCGAAUUUAAUCCCUUCCUUUUUACCCGUACCAACAUCGAUCUUAAGGAUAAAUGGCGAAAUAUGAGUGUUAGUGCCGGUGGCCAAGGCCAGAGGGAAAAAUCACGGACACCAAAACCAAAAGUGAAAUCUGAUGAUCCUGCUACUGCUGCUUCUCCAAUUCCACUUUCCAAUCUACAAACUUCAGCCUCUGUUCCUCCAAUUAAUUCAGAUCUAGUCGUCGAUGAUUCUUCAAAAGGAAUAGUGGAUGGAAAAGGUGCUUCAAAGUAUAAUGCAAUGAUUUUUGAAGCAAUUUCAGCCUUGAAUAAGCAAAGUGGAGCAGACACCAGUGCAAUUGUUAGCUACAUCGAGCAAAGGCAAGAGGUACCACAAAAAUUUAGAAGGCAAUUAAGUGCAAGCUUAAGAAGAUUGGUUGCAAAGGAAAAACUUGAAAAGGUUCAAAAUUGUUAUACAAUAAAGAAUAGUUCCUCAUUAGGGACAAAAACGCCUACCCGAAAACAGAAAGACCAGCCUAUGCCUUUACAGAGCACUGGUUGCAUAAAUUCUGGUGAUACUAUGGAAGAAGCUGCUGUUGCUGCUGCAUACAGGAUUGCCGAGGCAGAAAACAAAUCAUUUGUUGCAGCUGAAGCAGUUAAGGAGGUAGAGAGGGUUUCAAAGAUGGCUGAAGACACAGAUUCCCUACUACAAUUGGCCAAAGAGAUAUUUGAGAAAUGUUCACAAGGUGAGAUUGUUCUUAUGGCAUGAGAUACAGAUUCAUCAAAGAAAGAUGACCCUUUCAACUAGAAUGCAUGUAAAUGUUGCCCUUUCUCUUCCCACACUUUUGUCAGAAGUUAUCAAGCUAAAGGCAAUGGUUGUUUUGUAGUGAUAAUUGUCAAUGUAAUUUUUCAAAUAGGGCUGGAUGAUAGUUCUUUGGAGAGUUUAAAAAUUUACAGGUUAAUAUCUUCCAUGGUCCCUCUCUGCUCUCCGGCUUACACUAAUAUUCCUAGGCGUGUCUUGUGUUGCAAACUGAUACCCGUUUUGCUUCCUUUUGUAGCUAUGACAUUGAAAUUAAUUGAUGUCCAAUAAUUAUGUAUGCAACUAAACUUUAUAUUCA